AUGAGUCCACCUGAAGAAAGCAAGGAUAAUUUGACAAUGUUCGUUGCGAGGUUUGUGGUGUGCACCAUACUGAGUCUGUCAUUUGCUGUCGGGGUCCCUGGGAAUGCCUUUGUGAUCUGGACAAUUUGUCGACGAAUGAAGCAGCGUUCCCUGUCUGUCACGCUGAUCCUGAAUCUAGCCAUUGCUGACGUCCUCGUUCUUGUGACCUUGCCAAUCUGGAUUUAUUCUUUUGCCAACGCCUGGAUCUUUGAAAUCAUCACUUGCAAGGCCCUUGUCUUUGUCGUUUACUGCAACAUGUACGCAAGCAUAUUCCUGAUCACAGCCCUGAGCUUGGAAAGGUUUAUGGCGGUCUUUCGCCCCUUCACUGUUCAACGGAGAACCAACAAGAUGUUCGUCCACCUAGUGACGCUUUUCAUCUGGAUUUUCUCCAUUGCUUUUGGAGCACCCAUCCUUUCAUUUCAGGAAACAGAGGAGACAGACAUUGGCCUACAGUGUACCUCUCGCAACUAUCAUUCCAACUCUCAGAGGGUGGCCUGUCUCUUGCUGGAGUCCCUUGUGGGCUUUCUGGUUCCGUUUGCCAUUAUAUCCAUCUGCUACGUGUGCAUUGCCAAACGAAUCAGCCACAUGACGGGCUCGUCGAAGCAACGAUCGACCAGGCUGGUCGCUUCUGUGGUGGUGUCCUUUGCUCUCUGCUGGCUCCCCUAUCAUGUCUUUAAUCUCAUGAGCAUCGCUUCUGCCGCGAUGGAAGAUUCAGACAAAAAGGCGUCAGAACUGCUGGAAGAUACUGCAAACCGGGGGACCUACAUUGCAGGGGCGAUCACAUUUCUUAGCAGCUGCGUAAACCCCCUUCUCUACGCCUUUGCGGCCAGGAACUUCCAAAGCAGUGUGAGAUUUACCAAGCUGUCCAAACUGUUUGAACAAAUGAAUCCAGUAACGAAGCCGGAAGGGACAAAAGAACUCUGCGUCAUCAAUGGAAAAGAGGAGACUUUGACAAGCACAGAAUUGAUCUAAGCAAGGCUUCUCUCAAGACCAUCUGUUACAGAAAGGACAAUCAUGAUCACAAAUGUCAUCGCAGAUCAGUCUUCACAAAAGGACAUCACCGGGGAAAGGUCAACCCAUCCGGAAACAUACUUCCAUACUCCUGGCUGGGCACUUCCUUUUUAAUCCAGCAAGGCUGACUGCUUCCUGCCCAGCA
Eublepharis macularius is the source of this 1195-nucleotide messenger RNA. Its product is annotated as leukotriene B4 receptor 1-like. The record is from RefSeq and is a predicted model, not a curated record. Bases 1 to 1011 code for a protein of 336 amino acids. Gene Ontology annotation, molecular function: G protein-coupled receptor activity. Gene Ontology annotation, biological process: G protein-coupled receptor signaling pathway; immune response. Gene Ontology annotation, cellular component: membrane. The transcript is spliced from 2 exons. Lineage: Eukaryota; Metazoa; Chordata; Lepidosauria; Squamata; Eublepharidae.